AUGGAUUAUUCGGAUGAUAUCUAUAUCAGACAAGCUUUGGUAUUGGAGGAAGCUAAGCAUCUAUUCCAGAAACUUAUUAGCGAGGAUUCCAUGGAGAUUUUGCAUGUCGUUGACAUUAUCCAAAGGCUUGGUAUCGAACACCAUUUUGAAGGGGAAAUUGAAGCCGUUCUUCAGAAGCAACAUUCCAUAUUUAGCACUCAUCUCAGUGAUUUGGCGAAUAACCAUAAACUUUAUGAACUUGCUCUUCAAUUUCGUUUACUUAGACAAAGAGGCCGUCAUGUUCACGCAGCUACCAACUUUAACGGGUGUGCAGAUGUAUUUGACAGUUUGAAGAGUAACAAAAGAGAGUUCAGAGAAAAAUAUGGUGAAGAUGUGAAGAGUCUAAUUGCUCUGCAUGAGGCAACCCAGCUAAGUAUUGAAGGAGAAGAUAGUCUAGAUGAUGCAGGUAACCUCAGCCGCCAACUUCUUCAUGCAUGGUUGAAAAGACAUAAAGAGCAUCAUGAAGCAAUGUAUGUGGCUAACACUCUUCAGCAUCCACUUCACUAUGGCUUAUCAAGAUUCAGAGACAGAAGUAUAGUUCUAAGUGAUUACAAGACCAAGAAAGAAUGGAGAUGCUUAGAGGAACUUGCUGAAAUCAACUCCUGCAUAGUUAGGUUGAUGAACCAGAAUGAAAUCAUACAAGUUUACAAAUGGUGGAAAGAUCUUGGAAUGGCGAGGGAGGAGAAUUUCUCUACGUAUCAACCUCUGAAAUGGUACAUUUGGCCCAUGGCAUGCUUCACAGAUCCACGCUUUUCAGAGCAAAGGAUUGAACUCACCAAAUCCAUCUCUCUAAUCUACCUUAUUGAUGACAUCUUCGAUGUUUAUGGAACAUUAGACCAACUUACUUUAUUUACAGAUGCUGUUAAUCGGUGGGAAUUGGCUGGUACAGAGGAGCUUCCAGACUUCAUGAAAAUAUGUCUGAGUGUUCUUUACGACGUUACCAAUGAUUUCGCCCAAAUGAUAUACAAAAGACAUGGAUUAAACCCUAUAGAAACCCUAAAAAGAUCGUGGGUGCAUUUGUUGAAUGCUUUCUUGGAAGAGGCACAUUGGUUGAAUGGAGGUCAUUUGGCAAGAUCAGAGGAGUACUUGAAGAAUGGAAUUGUGAGCACAGGAGUGCAUGUGGUGCUUGUCCAUGCAUUCUUCCUCUUGGAUCACUCCAUAAACAUGGAAACUGUUGCUAUUAUGGACAACUUUCCUCAAAUUGUUCAUUCAGUGGCAAAAAUUCUUCGUCUAUCGGAUGAUUUAGAAGGAGCUAAGAAUCACGAGAAGGGACUUGAUGGGUCAUACCUGGAUUGCUACAUGAAUGAACACCAAAAUGUGUCGGCUGAAGAGGCAAAAAGGCAUGUUGUCCACAUGAUUUCAUGUGAAUGGAAACGUCUGAAUCGGGAAAUUCUCACCCAAAAUCAAUUGCCAUCAUCAUUUACCAAUUUCUGCCUCAAUGCAGCUAGAAUGUUUCAGUCAGCAAGCCCAAUUUGUAAAGGCCUAAGAAAGAAUCAUACCAAAAUGACAUCUAAGAUUAUUUGGACCUUGCCAAAGCUUGAGUGA
Molecule: messenger RNA, 1584 nt
Organism: Sphenostylis stenocarpa
Lineage: Eukaryota; Viridiplantae; Streptophyta; Magnoliopsida; Fabales; Fabaceae
Source: the annotation of a GenBank genome assembly